Molecule: messenger RNA, 3539 nt
Organism: Nycticebus coucang (slow loris)
Lineage: Eukaryota; Metazoa; Chordata; Mammalia; Primates; Lorisidae
Gene: GADL1
Product: glutamate decarboxylase like 1
Exons: 16
Coding region: 231-1889 (552 amino acids)
Biological process (GO): carboxylic acid metabolic process
Cellular component (GO): cytoplasm
Molecular function (GO): pyridoxal phosphate binding; carboxy-lyase activity
Source: RefSeq, a predicted model, not a curated record
UCCAAAUAUGAAUAGAGAGCGGCGGGCUGCGGAGGUUGGCACUGGCGCCGGGAUGGCGAAGUGAAAGCAGCUCGCGGCGCGCGUCCCAGUCUGUCCCUCCGCGUUGGCGAACGCCUGAGAGGCUGCCGGGUGCACCUGCGGGUCCCCCGGGGGGCGCUGCCGCGGCAACCACCGCCGCCGCCCAGACUGCGGGAGCCGCGCCCUGGGCAGCCCGGAGUGGGGGAGCGGAGAUGAGCCGCGACUCGGACCACCAGCGCCCCGCGGACGCCGACGGAGAUAAUGAUCAACAAGACAUGGUUCCAAAUAAGAAGAAUGCUGUUCUUGUGGAUGGGAUUGUACUGAAUGGCCCUACAACAGACGCAAAAGCAGGAGAAAAAUUUGUUGAAGAGGCCUGUCGGCUAAUAAUGGAAGAGGUGGUUUUGAAGGCUACAGAUGUCAGUGAGAAGGUGUGUGAAUGGCGGCCUCCUGAGCAGCUGAAAGAACUUCUUGAUUUGGAGAUGAGAGACACAGGCGAGUCUCCCCACAGGCUGCUGGGACUCUGCCAGGAUGUGAUACGCUACAGUGUCAAAACUAACCACCCAAGAUUUUUCAACCAGUUGUACGCUGGACUUGAUUAUUACUCCUUGGUGGCCCGAUUUAUGACAGAAGCAUUGAACCCAAGCGUUUAUACGUAUGAGGUGUCCCCAGUGUUUCUGUUAGUGGAAGAAGCGGUUCUGAAGAAAAUGAUUGAAUUUAUUGGCUGGAAAGAAGGGGAUGGAAUAUUUAACCCAGGUGGUUCAGUGUCUAAUAUGUAUGCAAUGAAUUUAGCUAGAUACAAAUAUUGUCCUGAUAUUAAGGAAAAGGGACUGUCUGGGUUGCCAAGAUUGAUGCUUUUCACAUCUGCAGAGUGUCAUUACUCCAUGAAGAAGGCAGCCUCCUUUCUUGGGAUUGGCACUGAGAACGUUUGCUUUGUGGAAACAGAUGGAAGAGGUAAAAUGAUACCUGAGGAACUGGAGAAGCAAGUCUGGCAAGCCAGAAAAGAGGGGGCAGCACCAUUUCUUGUCUGUGCCACCUCUGGUACAACUGUGUUGGGAGCCUUCGAUCCUCUGGAUGAAAUAGCUGACAUCUGUGAGAGGCAUGGCCUCUGGCUUCAUGUGGAUGCCUCUUGGGGUGGCUCAGCUCUAAUGUCAAGGAAGCACCGCAAGCUUCUGCAUGGCAUCCACAGGGCCAACUCUGUGGCCUGGAACCCACACAAGAUGCUAAUGGCUGGAAUCCAGUGCUGUGCUCUUCUGGUGAAAGACAAAUCUGGCCUUCUUACUAAAUGCUACUCUGCCAAGGCAUCAUACCUCUUCCAGCAGGAUAAAUUCUAUGAUGUCAGCUACGAUACUGGGGACAAGUCGAUUCAGUGCAGCAGGAGGCCAGAUGCAUUCAAGUUCUGGAUGACCUGGAAGGCCCUGGGUACUCUAGGCCUUGAAGAAAGAGUUAAUCGUGCUCUUGCCUUGUCUAGGUACCUAGUAGACGAAAUCAAGAAAAGAGAAGGAUUCAAGUUACUAAUGGAACCUGAAUAUGCCAAUAUUUGCUUUUGGUACAUUCCACCAAGCCUCAGAGCGAUGGAAGAAGGACCUGAGUUCUGGGAAAAACUUAAUUUGUGUCCCCAACUUGGAAAGGGCCACUCCCUCCCCAUGGACUUGGCAUGGAGGAAGAAUUCCCUCAGCAUCUUGAGGGCUAUUUUCCAGGUGGCCCCAGCCAUUAAGGAGAGGAUGAUGAAGAAGGGUAGCCUGAUGCUGGGCUACCAGCCCCACCGCGGGAAGGUCAACUUCUUCCGCCAGGUGGUGAUCAGCCCUCAAGUGAGCCGGGAGGACAUGGACUUCCUCCUGGAUGAGAUAGACUUACUGGGUAGAGACAUGUAGCUGUGGCUUUUGGUUCCCCAGAAACACAGAUCCUGUCCUGGGGAGAGUCAUAGAUCUAAGGACAUCUGGAGAUACAUAAUAGAUUGCAGGCUUUCUGUUGAGAAAUAGGAAAUACUCCCAGUCCAGGCCCAGCAAAGCCAAAAAGCUAAACAAGUAGUAUUAAGUACUCUUUAGCUGUCUGGUCACUGUUAUUGCUACAGAGGAGGAGGCAAAAAAAAGAAAAAAAAAAAAAAGAAAGAAAAUUGAUUUUCUUGAGGACUGUCACUGGAACACGACCUUGAAGAGAGUUUAGUAAAUACCAUGUGAGUUCUGGAUUCUAAGGUUAUAUUGCUCUUUAAAUACAAAACCUAUCAGAUUAAAGCAGUGGUUCUCAAAGUAUGGCCCCCAAACUAGCAGUAUCAGCAUCAGCUGGGAACUUAUUUAAAAUGCCGAUUCUCAGGUCCCACUCCAGACCAACUGAAUCAGAAACUGGAGCACAGUAUUCUGUGUUUUAGCGAACUCUCUCAGUGAUUCUGAUGCGGGAUAAAAACUGACAAGCACUGGUUGUAAUGACUGAGCACUCACUUUGAAGUUUUCCCAGGAGUGGAAAUAUCUAAUAUUUCAGUAGCCCCUGAGCCAGUCUUUGAAAAAUGUAACUAUGGCGUCUGUUGCACAAAUAUUUAAGGGCAUCAGAAACAGAUCAAAGCUAUUUUUAAAAAGAGAAGCUAUAUAAAAUGUUUACUUUAUAAAGAUGUAUAUUUUAUGCAGGGUGAAUAUUUAUAUCAAAGUUAAAAUUAACCAUUAUCUAUCUAUUGUAAUUUAUACAGAGAUUAAGAUAAAAGGCAAACACUUUGUAGUGUGUCCUUUUCAAUCAAUUAGUAAUAGUCCUCUUUCACUUCCUAAGGUUAUUUGUGUCAUUAGUUAAGAGCGAACAUGUAUGUGUGUAUGUUUGUGUCUGUGUAUCUACAUACACAUGCAUAUAUGUUUUUGUGUUCCUCUUUUUGCUUGAGGGCCCAUUUCUCAUCUUGUUUUCUGCCUCAUAGGGAAUAUCUAAAAUGAAGUCCUGGGUUGUGCAACAUUCCCUUUCCCAAGCUUUGAAAUGUCAGUGCUUUAUAUUAGGCAGAGAAUCUGGGAAUCAGAGACUUUUCAGAGGAAGCAUUUCCUCCAUUUCUCCUUGGAGUGGAUGAUUAUAAUUCUACCUCUGAUUCUGGUCCUACAUUUCUAAGAGAGUUAUAUUUGACUAAGAAAUUGGCAGAAUUCAGAGGUGUGGGUAUAGAGUUCCACAAGAUAAGAUUACAAAUGUAAUUAAAGCUCUGCUUUAAAAGGUGACUGAGUGAAGAAUGUUCAAGUAUUAGCAUAUUCACUAGCCUUUUUGUACUCCAUUGUUAACUCAUGUAAUUUAAAUAUUGAAGAGUAAAAAGUAGAUGUAUGCUAUUUGCUUUUAUUGCAUAUUUUCACUUUAGUUGCUUGGUUUCUCAUUAUCUUCAAUUGGUCAAAGAAUAUCUAAAUCUUUUUCUGAAUUUCUUCUAAUUCUCUGGUGAUAGCUAUUUGUGGCUAUGUGUGUGUAUUUUGCAUUGUUGCCUUUUUGUUUUAAUAUGUACAUAAAAUAUUACUAAAAUUGAUGUUUUCAAUAAUUUGGGUUUCAUGAAAUAAAAAGUAACAUUAGUAAUA